CAUUAUGGUCGAAUAAAGCACUUAAAGAAUUCCUUAAAAUUAAAGAUUCCCUCUUUUGGAUGAAAAGGGGCUUAUUUAUGUAAAUCAAUUAUACGCUUUAGGUCAAAUAAAGUCGUUUGAAGAGACAGCCCAUAAGUAUGGGGUGGCAGACAAUCAGAAACAUUGUUUUUUACAAAUAAGUAACGCAGAUCAUAAACCAAUAAAAGGAGAGAUUGAAGAUUUCAGGGAUUCUAUAUAUAAGAAAAGUUUAAUUAGACUAUUUCCUUAUGCGAAGUUGUUGUCUGGGCAUGCUGGGAGUUGUGGUUCUGCAGCGGUUGGGGGUUUACAGCUUGAAGACCACUGCUAUAGAGGGUGCAAAUGUAUUUGAGCCCUGUAACUCAAAUAAUGUGAAAUAUGAGAUGAUCAAAAUGGAGCCCCUGCACUAAUUACUUGGGUUCUGGGGUCUGUAAGGUCCAUAGUAAAAACAUCAGGUUCUGUCUAUAGCAGAUACUAAAUCAUGGCAGCUCCAAGAAACAAGCAGUCAUUCUGACAUGUCACAUGUGAUGCCAUAGACAGCUGGAGUCCUGACAUUCCACUGACAGCCGCCCGAGCCUUCAGUCUGUAGAUUGUUCCAGUGAGAUUAGUGAGAUUAGUGAGAUUAGCGUCUUCUUCUUCUACUUGUCUAAAAUGGAGCUAAAAGGUUUGGGGUUCGUCCCCCUCCUGUUGGCGUUUUGGUGUGCGGCCUGGCUUGCCACCAGCUGCAUCAUGACGGUCAUCCUCGGCCAUGCCGCCUCGCCACUGAUGAGCAUCAGUGACGUGGGAAAUUUCUUUCCCGAAAGCAUAUUAUUCAGAAUUGGAUUCAUAGGGAUGUCCAUUGGCACUUUGGUACUAACCUUUCUUAUUUAUAAGUAUAUGGUUAUGCAUACUGAAGAGUUCAGGGGUCAUCAGGUCCUGAUCCAGAAGAUCCUGCUGGCCAUUGUGUGGGCCUCCUGUUUUGCCACAGCUGUCAUGCAUGUAUUUUCCCCCAAAGAAUAUCCCAGGAUACACUUUGUCAGCACGAUAAUUUCAAUUACAUGUGAAGCCUUAUACUACCUUGGGCAGUCCAUCCAGAUGUAUAAAUUACCAGGAGCAAAAAAAGUCAUCCACCAUAGUAGAUGCACCUGCGGUGGCCUGACUUUUGUCUGUGUCAUUUUCUAUUUUGGAUAUGAAGCAUUAAAGGAAUUAUUCUAUAAUGAUGAAGACUGGGACGAGAUCUGUGAAAUCCCCAUCAUAAUCAUCGAGUGGGUGAUGCUUCUACUGAUCCUGAUAAACAUUGUGACCUAUUAUUCCACCAUGCAGAGGUUAUUGUUGACCGUCUCCAGAAACAGCUGCACACUCUCUCUUAGAGUAAAAAUUGAUGACUUCGGGGUGUAGACCACCACGUGGGCCAUCAAGUGGACUUCUGGGAGAAAUACUGCACAGGACAUGGAAAAACCAUCUAAAGAAGAAUAACUGGGGGACUAUAUAUGGUGCCAGUAAUCAUAACACAAUAAUGUGAG
This is a messenger RNA of Hyla sarda, 1517 nucleotides long. RefSeq lists its product as uncharacterized. The transcript has 2 exons. NCBI's taxonomy places the organism in Eukaryota, Metazoa, Chordata, Amphibia, Anura, Hylidae. The coding region runs from base 667 to 1392 and encodes 241 amino acids. The record is from RefSeq and is a predicted model, not a curated record.